UCAUCAGCAGGCAGAGUCCAUACUCCAUUCCUCGCUUAACUCUCUCCUGAAGUCGGACUAGCUUCAGCAUCUGGCGUCACGUACGAGCCACGGUGCGUAUUAACCACCUCGAACAAGUGAACGCGAGCCGGGAGUUUCCACUUUAUGGACAGAACGGCGACAAAUAAGCUCCGCACUUUGAAUUCCAAGCUGUGUUGAAUGUCCGAAGCCGUUCCCCGGAUACAUUGGCGACCAACCACCGAGCUCGAGCUGCUGUCACCCGCAAGGCCGCCGACGCACCGGGCGGGGAUUUCACGUUCUCCCUUCCGGACGUAUGGACGGAGCCAACGCGUAGCCGCCUAGCAGCCCGGGGUAAACUCGUCUCUGUUGGGUAAGAAUGGAUUCCUUCUUGGGCACUGGCAGCGAGGAGUGCUUGGCGACUGUAAGAGGUCUGGAGCUGAGGGCUGGCCAGAAGGAGCCCAGGCUGCUGUCACUAAUCGAACGUGGUGGACAGUUUAUACUCGGUGUGCUGGCAACUCCUGACGCUGUCGUGGCCCGUCCGGUGGCUCAGCUGUCCAUACCCAUUAAUGGAAAAUUUGAAAUUGUAAAAGAGGGUGAGGAGGCGCAUCUUAUUGACUUCUCCCUAGUUUCUGGACUCAAGAUACGGAUAAAAGGAGAAAAAGCCCCAGAACUCUUGUUAGAACUGCAGGAUGACGAACGCACGCAGACUUUCCUCACCCAGGUGAUAAGCGCUCAACAACAAGUUCAGUUGAAUUCCACCAAGCCCAGCGUAAUGGAUUCCUUUGCACAAAUACCUCCAAGGGGAGAUCGAGUCCCCAUCCCACCUCAGAGAGGACACAAGACUGCCAAUUGUGUGGACUCUGAAGUCAACACACCCACGGUGACUGGCACACUGCCCUCCGCCCUCGACAGCAGCAUAACCACACGUCAGGCCCAGUCUCUGGCCUCAGACUUCAGCUUUGAGGAGAACUUCAAUCACACUUUGAAAGUGGAGGAAAAGAAGAACCAUCAGAACAAGAUAGUUGCUUCUCGGGAUCCUCCCCCUGUUCCUCCUCUUCCUCCCCGCAAAGCGUCCUUCACUCCAUCUUAUCAGCUGCCUCCUGCUCCCCUCCCGAAAGAGAGAGCCUCCUUUCAGGCCAAAGACAACUCCACGGGUAUCACCAGACCAGAUAGUUUUAGGUCGAGCUUCGAUCGGGCGGACAGGUCUCCGUCCUGGUGCGAGAGUCCCACCACAAACACCAUGAGACAGGCCAUGUUCUCCACCCAGGCAGGACAGAGAGAAUACCUCAUCAAACACCGCCUGGGAAAGAAAGAAAAUGAAUAUGUGGACAUCCAGAACUUUAGGUUCUUCAGUGGUACGUGGAACGUGAACGGGCAGUCUCCAGACAGCAGCCUUGUGUCGUGGCUCUCUUGUGACGCGGAACCUCCUGAUAUGUAUGCCGUGGGUUUUCAAGAGUUGGACCUGAGCACUGAAGCGUUCUUCUACAUGGACUCAUCCAAGGAGCAACUCUGGGUGGAGGCAGUUGAAAGAGGCCUGCACCCUAAAGCACAGUACAAGAGGGUUCGCAUAAUUAGACUGGUUGGGAUGAUGCUAGUGGUCUUCAUCAAUAAGAUACACAAGAAACAUAUGAAAGAAGUGGCUGCAGAACAUGUCGGAACCGGAAUCAUGGGGAAAAUGGGGAACAAAGGAGGUGUGGCAGUGAGGUUUGUGUUCCACAACACCAGCUUCUGCAUCGUCAACUCGCAUCUUGCGGCGCACGUGGAGGACUUUGAGCGACGCAAUCAGGACUAUAAAGACAUUUGCGCCCGCAUGACCUUCCACCUGCUGGACCACCCCCCUCUUAGUAUCCACAAGCACGAUGUGGUAAUCUGGUUUGGCGAUUUAAACUAUCGCCUCUUCAUGUAUGAUGCUUCUGAGGUCAAGCAUCUCAUUUCCCAGUAUGAGCUGAAAAAGCUUCAGGAGUUUGAUCAGCUCAACAUUCAGCGGCAGACCAAACGAGCUUUCACUGACUUCAUGGAAGGAGAGAUCAACUUCAUCCCAACUUACAAAUACGAUUCCAAAACAGACAGAUGGGACUCGAGCGGGAAGUGCCGCGUUCCAGCAUGGUGUGACAGGAUCCUGUGGCGGGGCAACAAUGUCAAGCAGCUCAAGUAUCGCAGUCACAUGGAGCUGAAAACAAGCGACCACAAACCGGUUAGCUCCAUAUUCAAGAUAGGGGUGAAGGUGGUCAAUGAGCAGCGCCACAAAAAGGUGUUUGAGGAGAUUGUCCGCCACAUGGACAGAAUGGAGAACGAUUUUCUUCCCUCUGUGUCUCUGAGCCGGAGAGAGUUUGCAUUUGAGAACGUGAAGUUCCGGCAGCUCGAGAGGGAGCGUUUGCUCAUCAAGAACGACGGGCAGGUCCCUUGCCACUUCGCCUUCAUCCCCAAACUCAAUGACUCGCAGUACUGCAAGUCGUGGCUGCGUGCCGAGCCCAGCGAAGGAUUCUUGGAACCGAAUGAGACCCUGGAGAUCUACCUGGAGGUCUACGUGAGUAAAGACUCGGUCACGCUGCUCAACUCAGGCGAGGACGGCAUCGAGGACAUCCUGGUGCUCCACCUGGACCGAGGCAAGGACUACUUCAUCACCAUCUCCGGCAAUUACCUGCCCAGCUGCUUCGGCACCUCGCUGGACACCUUGUGCCGUAUGAAGAAGCCCAUCCGGGAGAUCCCCAUCACCAAACUCAUCGACUUGGGAGAGGACACCUUCACCGAGAAGGAAAAGUCCAAAAUGAACUUCCUGUUGGUGGACGGCGCAAGCACAGAAGACAAACCUCUGAAGAUCCCCAAGGAGAUGUGGAUUCUGGUCAACCACCUCUUCACCAAGGCUUGUGAUCAGGAGGACCUGUUCCAAACGCCGGGAUUAAAGGAGGAGCUACAGAGCAUCAUUGACAGUCUGGACACCAGCAUUCCAGACGCCGUCCCUGGUUGCAACCACUCUGUGGCCGAGGCUCUGUUGAUCUUCUUAGAGGCCUUGCCCGAGCCAGUUGUGUGCUACGAACUCUACCAACGGUGCCUGGACUGUGCUCACAACAGCCGCCUCUGCCAACAGUUGAUCUCCCAGCUGCCCCGAGCCCACCUUAAUGUGUUUCGCUACUUGAUGGGUUUCCUGAAGGAGCUGCUCAAGCACGCGCACAACAACAACCUCACAGCCAGCCUCAUCGCCACCCUCUUUGCCAGCCUCCUCAUCAGACCUCCUCCCCGUGUUGCGAGCCGACAGACAUCCCACGACCGGCAGAAAGCCAUUGGCUUUAUCUUGGGCUUCCUCAUGGCGGGAGAUGAAGAGUAGCUAAUUCAACAGUGUCUCUCCAUCGGAGCCAAAGAACGUUGUUCAACAAGUGACCCUUCAGCAUUCAUCUGGUGGAACGCAUUCACAAACUCUCAUGCUAGAGAUCCCAGAUGCCUCGUUGUGGGGAGUCCAUUAGACGUUUUAGCAGUUUUACCAAGUUGUCCUUCUCAAUGGCCACUGUCUGGAUUUACAAGCACUUUGGAGAGGUGUGAACUGUUGUUAUGCACUUUCUGAUGACCUAAAGGACCUGUUCCUUCAGAUCACACGUCCUCGUUCUCAACGGACUCAAAAUGGACACCCUAAAAGGAAGAGAGUGGCGCACAUGUUAAAACACUAUGCUUCAUUACUAUGCUAGCAUACCUCUCAUAGAAGUUGCAAAUUAAAUCCACCUGUAGAGGCUAUCGUUUAUUUUAGGUUCAUCCUGAAAUUUCACCCAAAAGCUCAAUAUUCCGAACUUUUGCGCACACCACACAUUGUGACCACCUUUCUUUCGAAAUCAUCCAUUUUACAACUGUUUAGGUUGAAGGGGUCCAUCUUCUGAUACCUGCUACAGCUGUCUGUUAUGUUGUAGCUGAUAUUUAGAUGUUUGCAUUUCCACAAAGUGGAUUGAAGUUUUAAAUAGAAAUGUCCAUCAUCAUAUGACAACAUUUCAUCACGAGUGUUUGCUGUGAUCAUUGUGUGAGAAUCUUGGGAGCCUCACAUCAAGUUUGUCCUGUUCCUCUGGACUUUUCGAUUGAUGCGCCGACUUCCUGCUCAAAGGCAACAAUUGUUUACCUUUUGGUGUGACGUCUGUUAUCAUUGGCUGUCAUGAAAGUGGUACUAUCGACACGUGUAUAUUUUCUUACCGCCUACAUUUGCUGCUCUCGCACUGUUUUCCCCUUACUGUAACUCCCCGAGGCAAAAGUGACGCAGCAUAUUUGAGUGCAGGUUUUAGAAUGUUUAUUGUCUCAUCACGUGAUGUGCUGUAGUUCAUAGACCAAUCAGAUCACGGGUAAUUAAACAGUGCAUAUGGGAGUGAUGGUGAGACGGAUGACAAAUGAAUGGGUUAUUCUAUUCAUUGAUACUCAUUAGUUUUUUCUUUGCCUUGUGAUGCUUCAUCUUAAAUGUGAGCACAUGAUAUAACUGCUGAUGAUCAUGCUUGUAGCUUGAAAUCUGUUUUUGUUGCCCUCAGAGUUGGGAGGAAACGUCACGGUUUUGGGAGAGACAUAGUUCAAUUUUUUUAUUUUUUAUUUUAAAUGUACUCUUACUCAUGCUUUAUGAAUCCCACUUUCACGACCUCACCUGUAAUCAAAACCUCACACUCAAGUGUUGUUGUAUGCUAGUGAAUUAUCUAUUUAUGGGAAUUUAUUGUGCAGCUACGUGGUCAGCACCUUCUCCAAAUGAAGGUACUCGAACCAACACUUUGCAUUUGUCUUUUCAGCUUCUUUGGUACUUUUUAAGUUAUUUAACAGAAAUAAAAAAAACAUUUUAAGUCUGUA
Messenger RNA from Phycodurus eques (leafy seadragon), 4803 nucleotides. It is a transcript of the gene ocrl, whose product is annotated as OCRL inositol polyphosphate-5-phosphatase. Gene Ontology annotation, molecular function: phosphatidylinositol-4,5-bisphosphate 5-phosphatase activity; inositol phosphate phosphatase activity. Gene Ontology annotation, biological process: signal transduction; phosphatidylinositol dephosphorylation. The record is from RefSeq and is a predicted model, not a curated record. The coding region runs from base 377 to 3325 and encodes 982 amino acids. The transcript is spliced from 24 exons. Gene Ontology annotation, cellular component: membrane; cytoplasm. NCBI's taxonomy places the organism in Eukaryota, Metazoa, Chordata, Actinopteri, Syngnathiformes, Syngnathidae.